Rodentolepis nana is the source of this 1359-nucleotide messenger RNA. NCBI's taxonomy places the organism in Eukaryota, Metazoa, Platyhelminthes, Cestoda, Cyclophyllidea, Hymenolepididae. The record is from the annotation of a GenBank genome assembly.
AUGACAAAAGACACUUACACUGCUGGCAGGGAUGGAAGCUGUGAUAUAAUUUUCAAAAGCGAUAUGUUUACUCAUGGCACACAUAUAAAUGCUGAGACAACUGAUAUGACCUCGCAAGUAUUUAUUCUUGAUCUAAGCACAAACGGAACUUUUGUUAAUGGAAAGAAAAUAGGCAAAGGUGGCAAGCAGCCUCUUUCAAACAAUGACGAGAUUUCAGUCGCUUCACAGAAUUGCAAAUGUUACAUGUAUGCUGAUAAAUUUUCUAGCGAUUAUCCUGAGGCCGUUUCCUCAAAGUACACCGUUUGUCGGUCCCUUGGACGUGGUGCAUGCGGCGAAGUUCGCGUCGUAUACGAACGGAAAACAUGUUUACAGUACGCUUUGAAAAUUGUCCCGAAAAAGACUUUUUCCUCCUUUAACGGUGCAAAUUUAAACAAUCGUGAAUUAACUGAGGUGGAGAUUUUGAUGAAGUUAGAUUAUCCCUGUAUUGUUAAGAUUCAUGACGUGAUCGAAUCCAAUGAUACUCUGUAUAUUGUAUUAGAACUUGUUGAGGGUGGUGAGUUAUUUCAAAGAGUUGUUGAUAGCGGCUUUCUACCUGAAGAUGAUGCUAAAUUCCUCUUCUUACAAAUGCUCAUGGCAACUAAGUAUCUACAUGAUAAUGGAAUAACUCAUCGGGAUCUUAAACCAGAGAAUAUUCUUCUUUCUGGCAAAUCAAACAGGUGUCUAAUAAAGGUCACAGAUUUUGGCCUGUCAAAAAUUGUUAAUGAGAACACGAUGUUGAGGACAUUUUGUGGAACACCUACUUAUCUAGCGCCGGAAAUUUUAACCACUGCUGGAACAGGUUCAUACACCCCUGCGAUCGAUAUUUGGUCUCUUGGUGUUAUUUUAUAUGUCUGCCUCGUGGGUUAUCCUCCAUUCACCGAUGAACGAAAGGACUAUGAUCUCAAAACGCAGAUCAUUCGAGGACUCUAUGAUUUCCCUGAUAAGUUUUGGAGUGGUGUUAGUGAAAGUGCCAAAGAUCUUGUCAGAAAGCUGAUUUGCGAGGCCCUCUUGCAUCCCUGGUUGAAUGAUGCUUCAAUGCGAAAUGAGCUGGCAGAUCUUGUAAAAACGGCCGGCUAUGAUGACUUGGUUGAUGGUGUCUUGGAUCCCCACAAUCUUAUCUCCUGUGUGAGAAAUCGGAAUUCCUCCACUCCUGAAAAUUUAGAUGCUGUGAUGGUUGAGAAUGAUGACACUAUCAAUCAUAUUCCCGAUCCCGUAAGUAUAUCUCAUCUACGUUUUCCUUUAUUUUUUAUUGCUAGUUUUGACAUAUUUUUUGGCGGUUGUACAGCUUACAAUAUACCUUUUAUUUGCGUAAUUUUUUGA